Molecule: messenger RNA, 3684 nt
Organism: Gossypium arboreum
Lineage: Eukaryota; Viridiplantae; Streptophyta; Magnoliopsida; Malvales; Malvaceae
Exons: 3
Coding region: 428-2482 (684 amino acids)
Source: RefSeq, a predicted model, not a curated record
CAGCGUUGGAAUCACAAAGCACGUAAUCAAACAGCUAGUAAGCGACAACGUAUCUAAUUCCACAUUAUAUGUUGACCGUAUAAAAUACAGUAAAAUGUAUUACCGUAUUCUUGUACACAUCUAGACUACAUCUGCUUUUUUUUUUCUCCAUUUCAGAAACAACCAAAGUAGAAAACAUCAACUCAACCUCUCUCUCUUAAUCCUGUCUUAGUUCAGCUUUUUUUUCACCCCUAUCUCUUACUACCUUCAUUCACUUUCAGAGACUUCACCGAAAGAGAAAUGGAGUUUUUCACAAACUAAAUUUACAAAGUAUUGUUUUGUUUUCAACGUGAAGUUGGAAAUUUGUUUCUCUUUAUUUUAUGUUAUUUGGUUUUGGAAUGUUGAUGGAAGAGGUUUCAGUUUCGGAGUGAAGAAGGUGACAGUGGAAAUGAGUUUACCGACGACAUUUUCGGGAAGGAAUCCGGUGGACGCGGAUCUCAAGCCGACGAGGAAGCGGACGACACGGAACACGAGGUGGAAGAGAGUCGGUGCAGCGGUAGUUGGGAGGCGGAGCAGGCCGGAGACGCCGUUGUUGAAAUGGAAGAUGGAGGAAAGGGAGAGAGUGAGAGAUAAAGGCGGUGGAGUUGAGAAGGAGCUCGAGGAGGAGGAGGAUGGUGGUCGUGCACGACGGAGGAAAGGAACUUCAACUGUGUCAGCGAGGAAGCUUGCAGGUGGAUUGUGGCGGUUGCAGUUGCCAGAGACGGUGACGCUGGGUGGGGGAGAGAGGAGGAGGGAUCAGUUGGGGUUGAAGGCUGGUAACGGUUUUAUCGGUGUCCCGUUUCUUUAUCAUCACAAGGACAAAUUCUAUGGUUCAGAGCCAAAGAAUCCAUUACAAAGCCCUAGUUCUGUCUCUCCUGCAAAGAACAGCUUCCCGCGUAAGGUCGGGCCUUUAAUUCAAUUUUCAAACUCUGCAAUGGAGGGGGCAACGAAGUGGGAUCCUGUCUGCUUCAGAACAACAGAUGAGGUACGACAAAUUUAUAGUCGCAUGAAGCGUAUUGACCAGCAAGUAAGUGCAGUAUCAAUUGUUUCUGCCCUUGAAGCUGAGCUAGAGCAGGCUCGAGUUCGCAUCAAAGAGCUUGAAACUGAGUGCUGGUCCUCAAAGAAGAAACUUGAGCACUUCUUGAGAAAAGUUAGUGAGGAAAGAGCUUCGUGGCGAAGCAGAGAGCAUGAGAAAAUACGUGCAUUUGUCAAUGAUGUCAAAGCUGACUUGAAUCGAGAAAAGAAAAACCGGCAGAGACUCGAGAUUGUCAGUUCCAAAUUGGUGAAAGAGCUGGCUGCUGCCAAUUUAUCAGCAAAGCAAUAUAUGCAGGACUAUGAAAAGGAAAGAAAGGACAGAGAACUAAUUGAAGAAGUAUGCGAUGAGCUUGCUAAGGAAAUUGGAGAAGACAAGAGUGAAGUGGAAGCAUUAAAGAGAGAUUCCAUGAAGCUUCGAGACGAAGUCGACGGGGAAAGAAAGAUGUUGCAGAUGGCUGAGGUCUGGCGUGAAGAACGUGUACAGAUGAAGCUCAUUGAUGCAAAAGUAGCACUUGAAGAAAGGUAUUCACAGAUGAACAAGCUUGUUGCAGAUUUAGAUACUUUUCUAAGGUCAAGGACCGGAACUCUGGAUGUGAAAGACAUGAGAGAAGCAGAAUCACUUCGACAAGCUGCUGCUUCAGUUAAUGUCCAAGAAAUCAAGGAAUUUGCAUAUGAGCCGGUAAACCCUGAUGACAUUUUUGCUGUUCUCGAAGAUGUGGCGUUAGCUGAGGCCAAUGAAAGGGAAACUGAACCAUCUGUUGCAUGUAGUCCAGCCAACCAUGCCUCUAAAGUUCAUAUGGCAAGUGCUGAAAUGAAUAUGAUGAAAAAAGACGGUAAUCUGAGACAUUCGAAUCUGUAUGGUGAUCAGAAAGAUGAGAUUGAAGAAGAUGAGAGUGGAUGGGAAACUAUCAGCCAUAUUGAGGGUCAAGGCUCAAGUUAUUCACCGAAAGGGAGUGCUGCAUCUGCAGAUAAGUUUCAUCGGCACAGCAAUCUCUCUGGGAGUGGAACUGAAUGGGAAGGAGAUACCCCAGUGACAGAAAUUAGCGAAGUUUGUUCCUUGCCUGCAAGACAGUUGAAGAAGGUGUCGCCCAUUGUGAGGCUUUGGAGAUCAGUCCCAAAACAUGAAGAACAUUUCAAGGUAAUCUCAGUAGAAGGAACCAAUGGAAGGCUUUCUGAUGGAAGGAAGUGUAACGGCAGUAUCAUGUCCCCAGAUAAAGGGUCAGAUAAUGGUGGGUUCAGCCCCUUGGACUUGGUGGGACAUUGGAGUUCACCUGACCCGGGUCAUCCACACAUAAUGAAGGGGAUGAAAGGGUGCAUUGAAUGGCCUCGCGGUGUACAGAAGAAAAGUUUGAAGGCAAAACUUUUGGAGGCAAGAAUGGAAAGUCAGAAGGUCCAAUUGCAGCAUGUCAUUAAACAGAAGAUUAAGUAGAUGGUGAUUUCAACUGCCAAGCUCAUUCAUCACGGUAGCCAAAUACAUCCAUCAGACACUAGGCACCUUCUGCUUCCAGUUCAAAAUUGGUUAAAAGUUGGAAGGAGCAUGCUAAAACAGGCAUCAUGUAUAAAUUUAUCAAUUCUUGGGUUUUCCGGUUCUUGCUCCUUAGCUCAUGCUACACUAAGAGUUUUGUUUUGUUCCUUAUGAUGAUAUCUUUGGAUGAUGCUGUUGAUCAAACAGUUGGGCUUAUAUCUUUUCAUCUGUAGCUGUGAUUCUGCAGGGUAGCAUAGUCUAUUCUCUUUGUAAUCGAGAAAGCAAGGUACGCCUUUUGUAUUGUCAUCUUAGAUCUGAGGAUAUCAAGGGAAAAAGAUUCAUGGUAGACUGAAAAUAAUAACAUUUUUUUGUAGCUAAGAUUUUAUGUAGUUCUCAUACAGAACUCAUGGAGUCAAGUUCCUCAUUUUGCAAUUUGACAGCAAUAAAAGUUUCUUCUUCCCACAGUAAUGCAUCCCACCUCCUGUUUUCUUCUUUAAUUCCCUUUCUGUUCUUCACACUGUUUUAACUCUGAUUCUGCCAAUUUCAAUAUAAGGGUGAGUUUAGAUAGGCGGUGCGAUUAUCUGCGGUUAGUAUAAAAAUAGCGGUGGCGGUGAGAUUAGAUACACUGUAGCAAUACUGUAGCGUGAGACAAAAAGUAAACUAAACGCACCGCACCGCACCAUUGCCCCAAACCCACCCUAAAUCUCCUUAAAUACAGGAAAAGGCCAAGCUCUCUCAUCAGCACAUAUAUCCUUUUCACAAUACAACAAAUUUUGGAUUAUUAUUAGCAUUCAAGACCCUUGAGUUCAUCAACUAUUGAAGGAAGUGAUUGGAAAAUGAUAGUCAAAGUUCAUCUGAUCGUUUUCGAUGUUCAGUAACACAUUUCUUGAACGUAAUGUAUGAUUCACUAAUCUCCAUGAACAGUGUGAAUCAGAUCAUUCAAGUUUUUUUUCUAAUGGAGCUCACAUGUUAUGAUUGUACAUUCAAAGAUUAGAUGUUUACAAUGUGUACAGAUGCUCUUUGCUUACUCUAGUUAUUGUUUGAUGCAAGCCUUCUGAAUCCUGCCGCAGAGUUUUCUAUCUCCAUAGCUCAAGAUUAUUCGAGUUUAGAUGCAUUCUUUCGCAGAUGUUCAAGGAAUUCGAUCACCACAUUAUCAGUCCAGGGAG